AAAUUCAAUUUGACAUAAAAAAAGGUGGGCAGAAUUUUGAUUUAUCUCCAAGCUUUAACCUAAUAACCGGACCUGCUGAAGCUGGUCUACCGUUGCUGUGGCUGCGGGGUUGGCUUCGAUUCGGAAGUAAAGUGAGUUCCUUAAUAAACCCAUCUUCAAUUAUCCAUUCUCUUCAAAAAUGGCUGUACCCAUUCUCAAAAAUCUGACCUUUUUGAUUUUCAAGCAUGCUUCAAAUAAGAAUGUUCAUUCGUCUAUAUCCCCUGUUUCGCUCCAUUUCUUCUCUACUCGGACGCUGACCCAGCUCGAUAUCAAUCCUAUUGUUUUUGACAUUUUGGUGCAUAAACAUCAUUUCCCCUGUGAAUUUGCCUCGAUUGUUGCCUCGAAAUUGCAUAGCGUCAAGAAGCCAGAAACAGUGGAUUCGAUGCUCUCAUUCUUGAAAUCGAGUGGAUUUUCGAUCGCUCAGUUGCAGAAAAUCGUCGGAUAUGAUCCUAGGUUUCUCCUUCUCAGCCUCGAACGCAACGUUAAACCCAAAAUCAAUUUGUUCCAAGACAAGGGCUUUUCUUCCGCCGAGAUUGCCAAGAUAAUCUCAAGUUGCCCCACUAUUCUAAACUCGAGUUUGAAGAACAACAUUAUCCCUUCAUUAUCUGCACUCAAGGACUUAUUGGAAUCAGAUACAGCGGUCGUCAGAGUUGUGAGACUUAAUGCGUGGAUACUCAACAUGAGAAAAAUUAUGCUGGCUAAUGUCGAAUUCUUAAAGAGCUGUGGUGUAUCCAUGCAACGAAUUCGAAUCAUUCUCAAUAACACUCCAGGUGCUUUAUGUCAUAGCCAACAAACUAUAAGGGCGUCUGUAGAGAAGACCAAAGAAAUGGGGCUAACUGUAGCUUCCAAACCUUUCAUUUAUGGCAUUCAAACUAUUGCUUCAACAAGGAAGGAGGGCUGGGAGCUCAAGUUGCAAGCAUUCCGGGAUAUGGGAUUUUCAGAGAAUGACAUAUCGAGCAUGUUUAGGAAGGAGCCUCGAGCGUUUGCUGUAUCCGUUGAGAAGAUGAAGAAGAUAACGGAGGGUUUGGUUGCCACUGAGAGGUUCCAUGUGUCAGGCAUUGUGGACUAUCCAACAUCACUUAUGUACAGCUUCGAGAAGAGGUACAAGCCGCGGAUAGCAAUUUUAAGGAUUCUUGAAAGUAGGAACCUCAUUGAGAAUUGGCCUCCUCUUCGUUUAUUUUCCAAGACCUCGGAGGCCAAGUUUUAUGAGAGAUUUGUCCGCCCGUAUAUGAAUGAAGUUGGUGGUGUUUACAAGGAGCAUAUGAAAGAUUAAUCAAGCAGUAGGAUGAGUGUUGGUGUGAAUUCAAGAUGCAUUGAGUGUUGAAGCAACUGAAGAAAGAUUUUUUGCUUUGCUUAUUUCCAUCCAUAUUGAUAUGUGUUUGCUGCCUUCAAACUAAGCGUGUGUUAUUGUUGUUUGUGCAGAAUGAACCGUUUCUAAAAUGUUUUAUGCAUAGGUUAGGUUGUUGAAUUCAUGUGAUGAUUAGUUUCUGUUGUGUCAUUCUUGGAGCCAAGUGAAGAGAAAUAGUAAAAGAAACGUGUUCUCUUCACUUCUGAAUCAAAUUUUGUGAUUUGUUUUA
Messenger RNA from Salvia miltiorrhiza (redroot sage), 1616 nucleotides. RefSeq lists its product as uncharacterized. The transcript has a single exon. The record is from RefSeq and is a predicted model, not a curated record. Lineage: Eukaryota; Viridiplantae; Streptophyta; Magnoliopsida; Lamiales; Lamiaceae. Gene Ontology annotation, biological process: regulation of DNA-templated transcription; chloroplast organization. Gene Ontology annotation, cellular component: chloroplast. Bases 179 to 1312 code for a protein of 377 amino acids. Gene Ontology annotation, molecular function: double-stranded DNA binding.